Messenger RNA from Dendrobium catenatum, 3142 nucleotides. RefSeq names its product polyamine oxidase 3. Gene Ontology annotation, biological process: polyamine catabolic process. The record is from RefSeq and is a predicted model, not a curated record. Gene Ontology annotation, molecular function: polyamine oxidase activity. Lineage: Eukaryota; Viridiplantae; Streptophyta; Magnoliopsida; Asparagales; Orchidaceae. Gene Ontology annotation, cellular component: peroxisome. The coding region runs from base 1692 to 2939 and encodes 415 amino acids. The transcript has 10 exons.
AAUCAUUUUCUUACGAAAGGUAUCGCCUUGCUUGCACUUUUGUUGGUUGUUCUAGGUGACCCUACCAAACUAUUCCCUACUUUCGAUUAGGGAAUCGGGUUCCUUUUUUAUUUCCUGUUUAUUAGUUUUUAGGGGAUCUAAUAUGUUGCUUCUGCACGUGAGUCGAGUUUUUGUUUAAAAUAUAAGUUUUUUUUUUUUAGAAUCAUAAUAGUAUACGAGGAGGCUAAUCUACUUGAUCAGUUUUAAUGUUGUUGUAUAAUUUGAUGAUGUGUCAUAUAUUAAAAAGGUUUCUCCUUUUUUUUUAAGUGAGAUUUUUGAGCAAAUUUAAUGUCAAAGUCGCCCACAGUUAAGAUGAAAAAAAAAAACUUCAAGGUUCUUCAUGUAUUAGUUAAUUUCACUGAAAAGAUCAUGCUCAUGUUGUCGGCUACCUGUUUAAAAAGAUGGGAGUUUCUCCCAGUGAUACUUGUAAUAAAGCAAUUACGAGCCAAAUCUGUGGUGUUUUUUUAUCAAUUCUGGUCUUGAAAACACUGCUAUACUGUCUGAAGGGUUAGUUUAGUCAGCUACUUGCGGAAAUUAUACGGGGGUGGGAAAUAUGAGGGAUAUGUUAAGAUUUUGAUGAUGAGUGGGAGCUUGUUCUUUUUAACUUUUGUAUUUUACUGCGAAGUUGCUCACCCUUUAUUUUUCAGGGGAAGAAGGCAUUAUUUGUGUCGUAUUGGAGGCUAUAAGUCAUCAAGAUUUUGUUGUAAUGAUGCACUCUCUAAUAAAUAUUCAGUUUUUUUAAUAUAUCACUACACAUUGGGGAACCGGGAUUUUGUUUGGUUUUCAUACCACUUGAAAAGGCUUCGUCUGUUUUUCCAAGGAUGUGAAAUGAACUUUCACUUUGCAUGUUUUCCCUUGGAUUCUUUGAUAUGCAUAGAUUUUGCUUAAAAAUUUCCACCCACUAAGCUUACUCUAGCUACCAAACCCGUUCAUCUUAAUAACUCUCUUCUUUCUCUUGUCAAUUUUGAACUGGCUAUGAUCUUUAGUGUUGCCAGCCAUGUUUUCCAUGUUCCGGAUGUUUUAUUUGCAUUUCAAUUUUUAUUGACAUAUAUCAUUUCAAGAUGGCAACACUUGCUAUUCAUUAUCAUUAAAGAAAUUUUACAAGAAGCUCUUAUUCUAUGUCUUCAAUCAUCUUCCUCAGUGCAUUGUUAUUCUCUUGAAGGGACCAUCAGCUCUCUUUCUUGCCUUUUAUUAGUCCUCGAUGAAAUUUUUGUUGGGCCAGCAAAACCUUUUUAGGCCCAUAGGAACCCUGCCCAUCAGCUUAAUAGAUGGAUAAUUGGACUUCAAUCAACAUUUGGGGAAAUAUUCCCAUUGUAUCCUUCAUGGUCAUAUCAAAUCCUUAAUGUGUUUCAUGAAGUGAACAGUUAUGUUGGUUGUUCAAGCCAUGCAAGAGUGCAAAUGUAUCAUGUUAGUAUCAGGGAUUACUCAAGAAGGGUACCUUGAUCUCUUUCGUGACUUUUGCUUCUGAAAAUGAAGACAAUGAGAGAAGACAGCCAUCCCUUCCUUCUGCUAUUGUCAUUGGUGCAGGAUUUGCAGGCAUUGCCGCCGCUCGUGCUCUCAAGAAUGCAUCCUUUCAGGUGGUUGUUUUGGAAUCUAGGGAUAGAGUUGGUGGUCGUGUGCACACUGAUUACUCUUUUGGAUUUCCUGUUGACAUGGGUGCAUCCUGGUUGCACGGUGUCUGCAAUGAAAAUCCAUUGGCACCUUUGAUUGGAAGACUUGGGCUUCCCCUUUAUCGCACCAGCAAUGACAAUUCUGUAUUAUUUGACCAUGACCUUGAGAGCUAUGCCCUCUUUGAUACUGAUGGGAAUCAAGUCCCUCAAGAGCUUGUCAAAAAGGUUGGUGAGUUAUUUGAGAGAAUAUUAGAAGAGGCAAACAAACUAAGGGAUGAAUUUAAUGAGGAUAUGUCCAUUGCACGAGCACUUUCUAUUGUCAUGGAGAGAUGUCCACAAAUGAAGCUAGAAGGACUUGCCUACCGGGUAAUGCAGUGGUAUUUGUGCCGAAUGGAAGGUUGGUUUGCGUCAGAUGCGGAUACUAUAUCGCUUAAACAUUGGGAUCAGGAAGUCUUACUUCCUGGUGGUCAUGGAUUAAUGGUUCGAGGUUACUUCCCUGUUAUAAACACUCUAGCAAGAGGUUUGGACAUCCGUCUUGAUCACAGAGUUUCAAAUAUUGUCCGAGGUAAGAAGGGUGUCGAAGUUACAACCGAAAAUGGGAAAACAUUUUUAGCAGAUGCUGCUGUCAUUACUGUUCCUCUCGGUGUUCUUAAAGCCAAUCUUAUCAAGUUUGAGCCAAAGCUUCCGGAUUGGAAGGAAGAAUCAAUCAAUGGUAUUGCUGUUGGGACGGAGAACAAAAUUGCUCUGCACUUUGACAAUGUCUUUUGGCCAAAUGUUGAGUUCCUAGGAGUUGUCUCAAACUCAGCUUACAGUUGCAGCUAUUUCCUUAACCUUCAUAAGGCUACAGGUCAUCCUGUCCUUGUUUACAUGCCAGCCGGUCGCCUUGCUCAUGAUAUUGAAAAGAUGUCCGACGAAGCUGCCGCCAAGUUUGCCUUCGCUCAGCUCAAAGAGAUCCUCCCUGGCGCAUCUGAACCGAUAAACUAUUUGGUUUCUCAUUGGGGAACAGACAAGAAUUCACUUGGCUCAUACAGCCAUGACGCCAUUGGGAAACCCCGUGAGCUAUUUGAGAGAUUGCGGAUUCCUGUAGACAACCUCUUUUUUGCUGGGGAAGCAACCUGCAUGAAAUUCACUGGAACUGUUCAUGCCGCCUACUCUACUGGUCUGCGAGCUGCAGAAGAAUGCCGGAUGCGUGUGCUUGAAAAAUAUGGUGCUUUGGAUAUGCUUCAUUUAGCUAAUGGAGAAGUAGAGGCUGAAUCCAUUUGUGUACCGUUACUAAUCUCUCGAAUAUGAUUCUUCUAUAUUGUCAGGUAUUAGUUUUAUUGUCUUGUUGGAACUCAUCUCUAGUAUUUGAAAUGUUUUAUAGUAGGGGACAAUCUUUUCCUUGGACCUUAACUUUUCAGAGAAUACUUCUCUGAAGAGCACUGGAAGAGAAAUAAAUUUAAGCUCUACUUUUGGUAUUAAUGAUGAUCAUAGAAAUUGUUAUGCUUGUUUUA